This is a messenger RNA of Rosa rugosa (rugosa rose), 610 nucleotides long. RefSeq lists its product as uncharacterized. The coding region runs from base 42 to 521 and encodes 159 amino acids. The record is from RefSeq and is a predicted model, not a curated record. NCBI's taxonomy places the organism in Eukaryota, Viridiplantae, Streptophyta, Magnoliopsida, Rosales, Rosaceae. The transcript is spliced from 2 exons.
UGCUAAUAUCCGAGCUCGAUGUGAACCCGGCCCAACUGAAAAUGCUACGUACUAAACUCAAGCACCUCCUCUUCGGACGUCGCUUUGUCAAGUAUGAUGUAUCAUCGCAGAAGUUGUUGGAAAAACAUGGAAUUAGGUGGAAGGGAGAAGUACCAAAUGCUCCUGACAACGGCCACCGUGGCCGUGGCUGCGGACGUAGCGCAACUGGUGAAGCUUUAACUGACAGGCCUCCUUUACCAAAAGGACAUGGUUAUCUUUCUUUGGGAACCUGGGCGGAUGCGCAUGGUAAUGCCUCUAAGAUAUACUCUAGUUGUUCUGCUCUCAUGUAUUGUCGUGUUUGUGGUAAGGAAGGAGACCACUGGCGUCGAAAUUGUCCAAACCGGCAUCGACCAGAACCAGAACCAACACCUGCUGUUCCGAUCAAUAAAAAAAAAUCAAAACCAGUUUUCCAGACACAGAGAAAGAAAGAAUCAAAUUCCGCUGCAGGCACCAACAACAUCUCAUAUAAGACCAAAGAAUGAUGAGAGCUGUCGGUCUUUGUGAGCCCUGUUUACUGAGAAGACUGCUGGUUCGAAGUCGUCUUAUGAACUGUCUUUACGUGUCAUGUGCA